Molecule: messenger RNA, 936 nt
Organism: Medicago truncatula (barrel medic)
Lineage: Eukaryota; Viridiplantae; Streptophyta; Magnoliopsida; Fabales; Fabaceae
Product: thaumatin-like protein 1
Exons: 1
Coding region: 29-754 (241 amino acids)
Source: RefSeq, a predicted model, not a curated record
AGCAUACAUCCAAUAUCCAUAUAACAAAAUGACUUUCUUAUCAAUCCUCACAUUCACACUAUGCUCCCUACUACUCACCCUCACUCCUUCACAAGCAGCCAACUUUGAGAUCGUCAACAAUUGCCCUUACACCGUUUGGGCAGCUGCUAGCCCAGGUGGUGGUCGCCGCCUCGACCGCGGUCAAACAUGGAACCUCUGGGUUAAUCCUGGUACCGCCAUGGCUCGUAUUUGGGGUCGUACCGGUUGCAACUUUGAUGGCAGCGGUCGUGGCCGUUGCCAAACAGGAGACUGCACCGGUGGACUCCAAUGUACCGGUUGGGGUGUCCCACCAAACACAUUAGCCGAAUAUGCGUUAAACCAAUUCGGAAAUCAAGAUUUCUACGACAUCUCUCUUGUCGAUGGUUUCAAUAUCCCAAUGGAUUUCUUCCCUCUUAACGGUGGAUGUCAUAAAAUCAGUUGCACUGCCGAUAUCAACGGACAGUGCCCUAACGAAUUGAGGACUCAAGGUGGCUGUAACAACCCUUGUACUGUUUUUAAGACCAAUGAAUAUUGUUGCACUAAUGGCCAAGGAAGCUGUGGGCCCACUAAAUUCUCAAGGUUUUUUAAGGAUAGGUGUCAUGAUUCAUACAGUUACCCUCAAGAUGAUCCAACAAGUACUUUCACUUGUCCUGCUGGAUCUAACUAUAAAGUUGUUUUCUGUCCUCUUGGAGCUCCUCAUAUUGAGAUGUCACUAAACCAGACCGGUGUGUAUUGAAAUGUGUAUGUGAUCAAUGGUGUGUUCUUUCAAUAAGUUGAAGUUUUUUUGCUAAAACUUCAUUUAGGUAGCUACUUUGGCUUUGCUUGGGGUUUAUAAUUACUGUAUUUUGCUGUGUGUAUUGUGUGUACGAUGAAGUAUUAAUGGAUGGAGCCAAUGAAGUUUUUUAAUUAUGUGAUGAA